UCCUCACUCCGCUGGGUGGCAGCGCUGCUGCAGUGCGUCGAUUACUUUAAUAACAACGUAGAAGAAGACGUAGGAGCUUCUCGAAAAUGUCUGAGUACGCUGCAUCUCAGAAGAGUGCUCUGAAAUUAAAGGGCCUUGGGUCCAUUUCAGCCGGGAAAAAGAAGAAGAAGAAGGACAAAGAGACUAAGCGUCGCUUAGAGCAGGCCGCCAAUCAAGCCGAGGAGGAAGAGAAAUCCAAUAAAUCAUAUGUUGACAAAAGGACACCGGCUCAAAUGGCAUUUGACAAGAUGCAGGAGAAGAGGCAAAUGGAGAGGAUUCUGAACAAGGCAUCAAAGACUCAUAAACUGAGAGUGGAGGACUUCAAUCGGCACCUGGACUGCCUGACUGAGCAUUAUGAUAUUCCCAAGGUCAGCUGGACCAAAUAGAAGAGGAUCCUGCAGUGUUUUUGUGUAUUUGUUACUGCUUGGACUAAAGUCUUGCACAUCACAUUUGUUUGCUUAUUUUAUAUAUUUACAAUUAAAAGUCCUUCAAUCUGAAUUCAGUAAUCCUCAUGUUUAAAUUCCUUGUGUGUACAAUAAAAGGAUUUGAGUAAACUGA
This is a messenger RNA of Eleginops maclovinus (Patagonian blennie), 597 nucleotides long. RefSeq names its product family with sequence similarity 32 member A (gene fam32a). The record is from RefSeq and is a predicted model, not a curated record. The coding region runs from base 87 to 425 and encodes 112 amino acids. Lineage: Eukaryota; Metazoa; Chordata; Actinopteri; Perciformes; Eleginopidae. The transcript is spliced from 4 exons. Gene Ontology annotation, cellular component: nucleolus.